GAGGACUCCAUGUUUUCAGUGUUUUUAAAUAAUGACUUGGAUUGUGAAAGUCAGUGGAAUGUUCUCAUGAAGUCAUACAUAACUGGUGCUAUUGUAGUGAUUUUGUCCUGGAUUUGAUGUGGUUUUCAUGGUGCUGUUUGGCCAGUUCCCCAGGAUCCAUUCUUUAGGAUCAGACUGGCUUCCAGUGUAAACUGUCAGCUGCUGAAUUUCAUGUUCUCCCCUUUGGGUAUAGGUGUGUCCAUGUGGGGUAUUUAACCUGCUUAAUGAGUGAGUUUCAGUUUUUAUAAAUAUGUUUUAUCCUGGGGCGUGGGUUGGGCUGUCUUUUGCCUAAUUUUAUUGGAUCUAGGUCUUGCACAUUCAAACUCAAUAGCCAGCUUCCACCACAAAGACACUUAUGACUCUUUGAUCAUAAUCUCUCCUCUUUUUUUAAGUGUAUUCAGUCAUCUUCUUUUUCAUCCUUCCUUCCAAACUUUAAUUUUUUUACUUGGAGAGAUUUCAAACAGCUCUUAGGUUCUGGAUGUAGACAGAGCAGGAUUUACUUGCCCCUAUAACGGUAGGUGUGUUUGUCAGUGUUUGGUAAGUCUGUGUGCAAGGCAAAUCUUUAUGGGAAAAUGCUUUGAGAGAGUUUGGAAGUUUUCUUGGUUUUGCACGAAAAAUGAAGGUAGAGAAGGUGUUUCAGAGCAGGCUAACACAGUGAGAUGGCUCUCAGCUCAUGGGGUGUUUCUCAGAGGUGUCUGCUGUUGGGUUUCCACUCUCCGCUGUCAAACUUUCCCUAAGGUCUGUCAUUUUUGUCACACAGAUAUGUAUGUAUUUCCUUGGAAGUGGGCUGGGGCUCGGCCUUCAGCCAGGUUUUGGGUGGAGGGCACUUGUGAGUCGUUUCAGCUCUUGCUGAGCUGACAGUUCUACCCAUCCUUUAAUACUGCUGGAUAUUUUUACUGGAGUGAUUCAGAUGCCUGAAGGUUGCCGGUAUUCCUGUACCUUUAAGAUGAGCCUCCCCUUUAAAAGCAGUGUUCAUUUCUCACCCGGCCAAAUACAAAGCUGCUAGUGAACAAUGAGACGUAUGUAACCACUCCAGUGAGAGAGAAUUCAUUGAUGCCCAGAUCUGGGGUGUCCAUAAUUUGUCCUCGAACAAAGAACAACAAAAUACAGCCACUGGGAGAGAGAGGCAGGGCGAUGAAGAAUAGAGGACAGUUUCACCCUUAAAAAAGGUGGACUGUGGAGCAGAAGAAAGAUUUCAGGGUUCCUGCUUGUUAUCCAUCAUGCAUUGCGGUCUUCUGGAGGCUGAGGGGGCUUCGGGGCAGGAGGACUCCGACUUCAACUGGGAGGAGUACCUUGAGGAGCAGGGGGCUUCUGCUGUGCCCCACUCUGCCUUCAAACAUGUGGACCUGGGCUUGCAGAGCGGACUCAGCCCUGGCAUGAAGCUGGAGGUGCCCCUGCGUGACUCACCUGACACCUACUGGGUGGCCACCAUCAUCACCACCUGUGGCCAGCUGCUGCUGCUGCGCUACGAGGGCUUCCAUGAUGACCGCAGAGCCGACUUCUGGUGUGACAUCAUGACCGCAGACCUGCAUCCCAUUGGCUGGAGCCAGCAGCAGGGCCGGCCUAUGAAGCCACCAGAGGGCAUCCGAGAGAAACAUGAGCACUGGGAGACUCUUCUGGAAAAUGUGCUGUCAGAAACCUGCAGCGUGCCUGCCAACCUGCUGGAUGGGCCUCACCGUGGGAAGAACCCACUGGAUCUGCUGGCACCGGGGGCCAGUGUGGAGCUGCAGGACCCGGCUGAUACCGCUGCUGCCUGGGGGGCUACCAUCGAGGACAAUGUGGGGGGGAGGCUGUGCCUCCGUUAUGCCGGCACCGAGGAGAUGGCCCCCACACAUGGCAAGAUCUGGCUCUUUUACCUGCACCCGCUGCUGCACCCACCCGGCUGGGCCAAAGAGCAUGGCUGCGUCCUCAUUCCCCCUGCUGUUAUCCGAGACGUUCAGAGCGAUGCAAAGUGGGAUGAAGUUCGGCAGCAACUCAGCAACCAGAUGCAUGAUGGGACGGUGGUUGAGGGGCUGAAGCUCAAGGAUAAGAUAGCCACCUCGGUCCAUUGCUUCACUGAGGGGAUGAAGCUAGAAGCUAUAGAUCCAACUGCUCCUUUCCACAUCUGCCCCGCCACCGUCACCAAGGUGUUUACCAGCAUGUACUUUCUGGUGGAGAUGGAUGAUCUGAGGGGGAAUUCCAGUGGGAGAGGUGGAGGCCCCGCCUUCCUGUGCCACCGGGACAGCGUAGGGAUUCUGCCCGUGCAGUGGAGUCUCAAGAACGGCAUCCAGCUAACCUCCCCACCAGGGCACCAAGGGCAGGACUUUGACUGGGCUGACUACCUGAAACAAUGUGGGACAGAGGCUGCACCCCAGCACUGCUUUCCAUUGAAGUCAUCGGUUCAUAGCUUCAGGGAAUCCAUGAAACUGGAGGCUGUGAACCCUCUAUCCCCCGAGCACAUCCACGUGGCAACCGUCGUCAAGGUCAGAGGUCAAUACAUCUGGCUGAACCUGGAAGGGCUAAAGGAAUCUCUUCCAGAGGUGAUCGUCCAUGUUGACUCCAUGGACAUCUUCCCGGUCAGCUGGUGUGAGACCAACGGGUACCCUCUCCAGCACACCCGCAAACCCAAAGCUUUGAGGCAGAGGAGAGUGGCUGUGGUUCAACCGGAGAAGCACAGGGAUCUACCCAAAGCCUCACCUUCAAAUGCACCUAGGCAUCAGGCACGCAGCCAGUCGGAGUAUGUGGGACAGAACAAUGGGAAGUACAGCUGCCCCAAGAUCUACUUUAACCAUCGGUGCUUUUCUGGGCCUUACCUGAAUAAGGGCCGCAUCGCCGAGCUGCCACAGUGCGUGGGACCCGGCAGCUGCAUCCUGGUGCUGAAAGAGGUGCUGACGCUCUUAAUCAACACAGCCUACAAGCCCAGCCGGGUGCUGAGGGAGCUGCAGCUGAAUGAGGACAUGCGAUGGCAGGGGCACCGAGAGACACUCAAGGCCAAGUACAGGGGCAAGAGCUACCGGGCCACAGUGGAACUGGUGAGGACAGCAGACCAAGUGGCCGAGUUCUGCCGGAGGACCUGCAUGAAGCUGGAGUGUUGCCCCAAUUUGUUUGGACCGCUCAUGGUUCUGGAGCGCUGCUCGGAAAACUGCGCCGUUCUCACCAAGACCAAAUACACACAUUACUACGGUAAGAAGAGCAAGCAGGUGGGGCGGCCACCAGGGGGGCAAACCAAUCUGAAGGGUGGAGUGAAGAGAGCAGGAAGACGGAGGAAGAAGAGGAAGCACUGCUUCGUUCACAAGAAGAAACGGUCGUCGGCUUCUGUUGACACGUCCCCGGGUGGCUCUCCGCAGGCUAGUGGUGAAGAUGAGGAUGACCUGGAUGAGGAAGAUUCCCUGAGCGAAGACUCCAGUUCAGAGCUGCUGGAUGACUCUGAGCAGUCAGAGUGGAAAUCCCAGCCCGUGUCGCCAACGCCAGUGGAGACGCCUCCCCACCGACGCCGUCGUCGGCAGACCCACUCACCGGCUUGCUUCCACGAUGAGAACCAGCCCCCUGUUACAAAGAAGCUGUGUUUGGACAGCAGCCCCUUGGAAUGGAGUGUGGCAGAUGUGGUGCGUUUCAUUCGCACUACUGACUGUGCUCCACUUGCACGCAUCUUCUUUGAUCAGGAGAUUGACGGGCAGGCCCUGCUGCUGCUGACGCUCUCUACUGUGCAGGAGUGCAUGGACCUGAAGCUGGGGCCGGCAGUCAGGUUAUGCCACCACAUCGAACGGGUCAAGCUAGCCUUCUACCAGCAGUAUGCAGACUGAGGUGCCCUCAGAGCCGCACAGCCUGGCUAUGUGGCCUGCCCUGCCAAGCCCCACAUCCACUCCAGCUGGAGUCAUUGUCGUUUGAUGUAUAUUGUAAAUAUUUUAUUUGCCAUUUUGCAUUACCACAAACACUUGUUGAGGUGCGGCGGGGAUGAUUUGGCGGCCAUUAGCUGACAGAUGCAAUAAUGCAAGCACAAGAAGACUGGGGAACAGGAUCUCGCUUCCUGGAUCAUUAUUUGUACUAUGUGGAGUAUACAUUGGGGUGUGUGUGUAUAUGUGUGUGUGUGUUGAAGAGUUAAAGAACUUCCUCACAUAGGAAAAAGCAGUACACCUAAAAUUGUUGGUUUUGAUUUUUGCACAGCCAUUAGAUAUAGUGACUGAAAAAGUACUUCCGACAUCAUGCUUGCCGGUUAACAUAAUCUGACGGACUCUAUUGCUUUAAUCAUAAAUUACAGUGCUUGCCCAGAUUGCUUCAGUAAACAUCUCGACAAAAGUGUUGCUUUUUAAUAAAAAUGUUUGCUAAGCAAAUCAAUAAUUAUCUUCACUCCAUCAGUCAUGUUUUUGCCUGUUACUUUGGCAUUAUUGGAAAUUUUUGAUUGUAGUACUAUUUUAGCCUUAAAUAUUUGCUUUCAUAGUGAAAUUUACAUGGCUUCUUGCCAGUAAGAUUUCUUGCUAAUAUCUUGCAUGUCAGAGGGCCAGUUUUGGAAUGGCCAUGAAUGUGGUAGUGUUCACCUACAUUACGCACUUCUGAUUUUUAAUGAUGCAUGACCGACACCAGGAACGUAUUUGCCUUUGCAUUAAACCUGAAUCUCAUAAAACAGUGGUUCCCAGACCCUUCCUUGAAGAGACAUUCAAAUCAUUUGCUCUUUUCAAGCCCAUAAUUAAUCUUCAAAAAUGUUUGGAAUGACAGGGGGAGAGGUCUGGGUCCUGUAUCAGGCCGCUAGCCUGUCGCGACUUCGGAAUAGGCUGGCUUCUAUUUUCGCUGAAGCUCUUUUUUAAAACUUCCGGAGCUAUAUUGCAUUUUUUGUAUAGUGAGUUGACCUGCCUAGUAUUUCAGCUGGAAGUUCUUGAGAUAAUCCAAUCUGAGGACAGGAACUGGGUGUAGACUGGGCCUGGCUCUGGAAUGUGAAAUAUCCCCGCAGUUGUGCCUUCUUCCAAAGAUGAGCUGUGUAUAUUAACAGGUGCUCUGGAAAUGGAAAAGGCAGAAAAUGGAAAAUGUAGAUUUGAAGAGCCUCUCUGACUCCUCAAGCCUGUCAUAUGAUAUCAGUACUGAAAAAUCCUCAACAGCUAUAUGAAUUGUUGAAUUUAGUGCCAUGUAAAUUUAUUUGUAUGUACAUUUGUGGAAAAUGGGUAUUUAAAAGCUAACACUUGCAAGGCGGGCUAAAGUAUUUUCAAAUUAACAUUAAUAUGUGGUUCUUUUUUUUUACUUUUAAUUUUAAGACGUGCUCAAUCUGUAUAUAGUGUGGAAGGAACAAUGUGAGACAUUGUCAUGCUGUACCUGUCUGGCAGAAGUGUGAACUAACUGCAUACAAGUAAAAUCUCUUUGCUCAUUUUUGUCACUGUUGUUUGGAUAAAGCAUGUGUGUUGCAUUUAAAGCCGGAAUGUGGGAGACCAAGGUUAUCAAUGAAAUACCACACCAUGCCACCCUUUUGUUACAGGUCCCGCUUUGGAAAUUUCCCUGAUUUAUUUUUAUUUAUUUAUUUUAAAAUUAUGUUUAAUAACAGAGAUGUUCUAUUCCCACAAAUUUUAAGCUUUGGUUAAGAACAUUGUUAGAGGGUGAAUGGGGCUUUUGGUUAAAUUUAAUUUUCUGUAAAUUAAAUAUUAAUUUCAUGGAUAAAUAAAAGAUGAGUCUAUUCACCCAUUAUUAAAA
Molecule: messenger RNA, 5691 nt
Organism: Paramormyrops kingsleyae
Lineage: Eukaryota; Metazoa; Chordata; Actinopteri; Osteoglossiformes; Mormyridae
Product: scm-like with four MBT domains protein 1
Biological process (GO): negative regulation of DNA-templated transcription
Cellular component (GO): nucleus
Molecular function (GO): transcription corepressor activity; histone binding; chromatin binding
Source: RefSeq, a predicted model, not a curated record